Molecule: messenger RNA, 1793 nt
Organism: Eruca vesicaria subsp. sativa (arugula)
Lineage: Eukaryota; Viridiplantae; Streptophyta; Magnoliopsida; Brassicales; Brassicaceae
Source: the annotation of a GenBank genome assembly
AAAGUUUUGAACCGAAAGAGUCAGUAGCUUCAUCUUUCAUCUCCACUUAAAAUUUAUAUUCCAUUGUCGUUACCUUUUGGUGUUUUGCCGACUGUUACCUGUAUAGGAGUUAAGGAUCCAUGUCCAAAACUUCCCACUUUCUCUCUCUCUGCUUCCUCUAAUUCAGAAACUUCAACUACCCCCUUUUUUUUUUAUUUGGCUUUGUCUCUCGAUCUAUAUCUGUUGGUAGUGAAGAAAGAGACUUCGCCGAGGAGGUUAAAGUAACCAAAAAGUGAUACUUUUUCAGCCAUGGAAGCCAUAAGAAAGCAAGCGGCCAAGCUCAGAGAGCAAGUUGCUAGGCAACAGCAAGCGGUUUUGAAGCAUUUAGGGCAUGUUAACGCGGAUGCUGUGGUUGUUGAUGAAGAAGAGCUUCACUGUCAUCAGAAACUUCAAGAACUAUAUAGCUCUACUAAGGCUGCAAAACGUUUGCAAAGGAAUAUUGUUCGUGGGCUAGAAGGGUUCAUUGCAACAGGCACCAAAGUUGUAGAGAUCGGGUUGAAGUUUGCUGAAGAUUUUAAGAAAUAUGGAGACGAGAAUCCUGAUGCUAACACUCCUCUCUCAAGAGUUGCACAUCACUUUGGGACCUCUUACAAGUCUGUGGAAGAUGGCAGGGAAACUCUACUUGGAGUUCUUAGUGAGCAGGUUUGUGAGCCAAUUCGUACAAUGAUAUAUAGUGCGCCUUUGGAGGAUGCAAGGCAUUUAGUGAAUCAUUACGACAGGUUGAGACAAGAAGUCGAAGCACAGGCGACUGAUGUACUGAGGAGAAGAUCAAAGUUGAAGGAAUCUGAUGUAUCUGAAGAGGCUUACAUGAAGCUUAAGAACUCUGAGUCGAGAUUGGCUGAGCUCAAAUCAAGCAUGAAAACCCUUGGCAAAGAAGCUACUAAGGCUAUGUUAGAAGUCGACAAUCAGCAGCAGAGCAUAACUUAUCAGCGCCUCCGUACUCUGGUUGAAGCUGAGAUAUCAUAUCAUCGUAAUGCUCUUGAUAUCCUUGAUAAGCUACAUUCUGAGAUGAUUGCUGAGGAAGAAGCUAUAGAAUCAUCACCAAAGUCUCUACCUUUACAUUUAGAAGAAACGAAUGCCAGUCACAGCAGAGAGAUCAAAUCAAAUCACCAAGGAGAAACCAAGCAUGCUACUCCCCAUGAAGAAGAAGUAACCAAACCCAAUCCAAAGGACCACAUGGAGUCUAGUCCUGAAGUUGAAAUCAAAUCCAAACCUGUGAAAGAGAUCAAGUCUUCUAGUACAGAGGAAGAUAUCAAGUCCUCCACCAAUGGAUCUGAUGAUCAGCACAGCCAUCAGCUUCUCAGUCAAAAUGAUUCCUACUUUCUUGCAAAGGUUGUGCACCCGUUUGAUGCUCAAGCGCCGGGAGAACUGAGCCUAGCGGUUGAUGAUUAUGUCAUCGUGCGACAGGUGGCUGGGACAGGCUGGUCGGAAGGAGAAUACAAGGGGAAAGCCGGAUGGUUCCCGUCGGCUUACGUGGAGAAACAAGAGAAAGCUCCUGCGAGCAAGAUUGUGGAAGCAAACCUUUAACCAGCAAACAUAUGCAUAUAUACACAUACCAUGCAUAAUGUAUGAUAUGUUUGAUGUUUCCACGAGUACAUAUGAUCAGUGUGUGUUUUCUUCCUUAUUAUGUAUCGCCCAUCAUAUGUAGUGGUGGUUUUCUAGACGCAGUGAGAAACCCUAUGUUAACGUUUGCUUGAUGGGUUCUCUGUUUCUUAUGUAAUGUUUACUCUGAAAAUGAUAAUGAUCCACCCUCU